CAAGAGGGAUAAUCUCAGAAGCUGACCAAGCAGCAAACAAACUGGGUGCUGCUCUGAAGUCAGUCACUCUGCUGUCGCUGCUACCACACAGGACACAGGCUGCUAGUGAGCUGAGAUUCGUAUCAUCAGGAAGAUAGACAAGUCAGCGAGAACUGCAGAGCUAAACCAGCUACUGGACAGAAAAGCCAUCAAAUCAAAACUCUAAUGAGGAAGUGGAUUUAAUUCCCAUUUGAGAGGAAAGAAGAAACCAACCCGAGUUCAGAGGAAUAAAGAAUAACCAAAAGGACAAAAUGCAAGACAUCAGUGAGUAGGAAGCAGUAUGGGGGAGGAGAGUGGAAAAACCGUAGGGGGAGAGAGUGCGUUUGAGUGUGUUCCAGUGUGUCAGGUGUGUGCAUGGGUGUUACUGCGGGUAACCAGGCAGGGACGGAGCUCGUCUCGUGGGAAUGUGGGGGAGAGAUAUAAAUCAGCAAUGAAUACAACAACAGAAAAAUAAUAUUCAUAUGUAAAGCCCUCUUAUCGCAACAUCUCAAGCUCAGAGAGCACAUCUUACUGCUCUGUACCAAACGAUCCUGUUACUCAAGUUCAGCUCAGAUAUUUAAAACAGACACUCUGACUACUCCUACAACUACAAAUACUGCUGCUGACGAUAAUGAAGACAUGUGUUCUCCACCGGACUCUUGAAUGGAUUGUAGUAACAAGCUUGGAGUAACCUUUUUGCGAACAAUGAUCAGAGGAGGCACUGAUGUCUAAUGUUUUACUUCUUCGCCCUACGGACUAGUCUCAACUUCCUCAAAGGAGUUGAAUCUGUGGUGGCGUUUGGAUACGGUGAAAAAGGUCUAUUAUGCACCAGCUAGAAGGGACAAAAUGCAGCUUCCUGUUGUGCCUGGGGAUGAGUAUUAUCAUCUGUUCAGUUAUUUACAUGAGGACCAGGAUGCCAACAGAGCCCAAGCUGUUAGAACCUCCAAGUUGCAGGUCCUUCUCCACUGAAUGUAAAGCUUUGCUGCCCAGCAUGGAGGAGGGAGUGGAGAGGUACCGGCGUGACUGCCAGUUAGAAAGCUACAUUAUGAAUAGUCGCAUGCAGUGUUCUAACUUGACCAGAGACCUACACUUCAUCACAAAACCUCUCAGUCGUGAGGAGGAGUACUACCCUUUAGCAUUCAUUGUGACCGUUCACAAGGAGCUGGAGCUAUUUGUGCGCCUGUUACGCGCCAUUUACAUGCCACAAAAUGUGUACUGCAUUCAUGUUGAUAAUAAGGCUUCAGUGGAGUACCAGACGGCUGUACUGAAGCUUGUCAGCUGCUUUAAAAAUACCUUCCUCUCCAGCCAAAGAGAGACAGUGACAUACGCUGGCUUUUCCCGCCUUCAAGCGGAUAUAAACUGCAUGAAGGAUUUAUCAAAGUCCAAGAUAGGCUGGAGGAAGGUGGUGAAUCUGUGUGGACAGGACUUCCCUGUCAAAAGCAACCUGGAACUAGUGCGGUACAUGCAGAGCAAACAGUGGAGGGACAGGAACAUGACGCCUGGGGUCAAGCAGCCCGAGUCUAUGAAGCAGAGGACUCAGCUCCAGCACAGGGAGAUAGUAGGCUCACAUGUAGCUACAAGAUUUAGACUGAAGAAAGGUCCUCCUCCACACAAUCUGCCAGUGUAUUUUGGAACGGCCUACUAUGCUCUCACAAGGGCUUUUGUAGACUUUGUUCUGGAAAGCCCAAAAGCCCAGGACCUCUUGGAGUGGUCCAAAGACACGUUCAGUCCAGACGAGCACUACUGGGUGACACUCAACCACAUCAAAGAAGUUCCAGGCAGCCACAUUGAUGGAGGUUGGGAGGGAGACAUCCGGGCAAUCAAGUGGAGAGAUCAAGAGGGAAGAGUACACAACGGCUGCAAAGGGCAUUAUGUACGAGAAAUCUGUAUCUAUGGAGUGGAAGACCUGCCGUGGAUCGUCAACAGGAACAGCAUGUUUGCCAAUAAGUUUGAGAGUAACACGUUUCCUGAGGCCCUGGACUGCCUGGAGCAGUGGCACAGGAACAAGGUCCUGAACCAGACUAUUGUUCCCAUCGAGGCCUCCUGGCUGCUGGCCACACAGAGUAACUCAAGCAGCAGCUACUUCAACAGCAUUGCUGGAGCAUGAAGUCGCUGUUGGUGUCCUCAACGAAAGAGUGGCUACAUUUAGGUCAAAUUAAUUGCACCCGUUCAGUGGCCAUGAACGUCAAAAAUGUGGGGAGAAAAAACUGAAAUGACGACCAUGCGUUGACAACUUCCUCUGCAUCGCGGUUACUGUUCACUGAUAUGGGUUACUUUUUUUAAGUCAUAAAAUAUAUUGAAGCAAUGUAGUUUAAACAUAUUUAAGUAAAACAUGUAUUUAUUAUUAUUUAAGUAUAAAACUAUUUAACAGAUUCUAUC
Gymnodraco acuticeps is the source of this 2397-nucleotide messenger RNA. It is a transcript of the gene gcnt7, whose product is annotated as glucosaminyl (N-acetyl) transferase family member 7. NCBI's taxonomy places the organism in Eukaryota, Metazoa, Chordata, Actinopteri, Perciformes, Bathydraconidae. Gene Ontology annotation, cellular component: membrane. The record is from RefSeq and is a predicted model, not a curated record. The coding region runs from base 842 to 2125 and encodes 427 amino acids. Gene Ontology annotation, molecular function: acetylglucosaminyltransferase activity. The transcript is spliced from 5 exons.